This is a messenger RNA of Bipolaris maydis ATCC 48331, 2112 nucleotides long. The record is from RefSeq and is a predicted model, not a curated record. NCBI's taxonomy places the organism in Eukaryota, Fungi, Ascomycota, Dothideomycetes, Pleosporales, Pleosporaceae.
ACAACAUCCACCAUAAAUUGUUGCGCUCCUCUGUUGCGUUGACGACAAAACACACAAGAUGCGGCGCUCUGAUUUAUCCCCCUCUGGCACUUUGCUCGUGUCAUUACUAGCCAUAGCGCCCUCGUCGACAUCGGCCUUUUACUUUCCAGGCACCGCGCCAACAACCUACAAGACCGGCGACGCCGUACCAUUGUACGUCAAUCGCCUAACACCAGCUGAUUCGCAGAACGACCCGAAAAUACGAUCCGUCUUCUCGUUCGACUACUACUAUCCGCCUUUUCACUUUUGUCGCGAAAAAGAUGGGCCAAAGGAAAUCCGCGAGAGUCUGGGGAGCAUACUGUUCGGCGACCGUAUACAAACAAGCCCUUUUGAGCUGAAGAUGGCCGUCAAUGAGACUUGCAAGUUACUUUGCGAGGCUUCGUACCCGGGCACAGAUGCGGCAUUCGUGAAUGACAGAAUAUACCAAGGCUAUGAUCUCAAUUGGUUAAUAGACGGAUUGCCAGCGGCGCAGUCGUUGCGAGAGCCCGGCUCGGAUCAGAUUUUCUACCAGCCUGGCUUUGCAUUGGGCUUGGUGGAUGAGGAAAAACCCAUGCUCAACAACCACUACGACAUCGUCAUCGACUACCACGAGGCCUCGCCGGGUAACUUCCGAGUAGUGGGCGUGCUAGUCGACCCAUACUCAAUGGCCGAAUCGAAGAGACAGGGUGAUGCACAGGCUACCUGUAAUGGACAGACACCAUUGGUGUUGAAGGACAAGGACGACGACGAGAACAUGGUCGUUUUUACUUAUGGCGUAUAUUGGAGAAGCAGCCCGACUCCCUUUGCUACUCGGUGGGACAAAUAUCUCCAUGUCUACGACCCCAAGAUUCACUGGUUCUCCCUCAUCAAUUCGGCUGUGAUCGUCGUGUUCCUCGUUGGCAUGGUCAGCACGAUCCUUGUUCGUACUCUGAAGAAGGAUAUUGCGCGAUACAACCGCUUGGAUCAGUUUGCGCUCGAAGACUUUGGCGAAACAGGAGAUGCUGAUGACACCGCUGAUGAUUCUGGCUGGAAGCUGGUUCACGGCGACGUAUUCAGGCCACCAAAGAACCCACUACUUCUUUCAGUCUUGAUAGGCAAUGGAGCCCAGCUCUUUGCCAUGACAGCAUUGACCAUAGUAUUCGCUUUGCUCGGCUUCCUUUCCCCCAGCAACCGCGGUGCUCUCGGAACCGUCAUCAUCAUCUUCUACACACUCUUCGGUUUCUUCGGCGGCUACGCUGCUGCGCGCGUCUACAAAUUCUUUCAAGGAGAAUCGUGGAAACUCUGCUUCUUCUACACCCCCGUUGCUCUCCCAGCAAUCGUCUUUAGCGUCUUCUUCCUCAUGAACCUGUUCGUUUGGGGCCGCGGAGCAUCGGGAGCAGUGCCCUUCACCACAAUGCUAGUCGUUGUCAUUAUCUGGUUUGUAAUCUCGGUCCCACUCAGUCUGGCAGGUUCCUGGUUUGGCUUUAAGCAAGCUACUAUCGAACCACCUGUUCGCACCAACCAGAUCCCCCGUCAAAUCCCCCCGGCUGGAGGCUACCUGCGACCUAUUCCAUCCAUGGCGCUGGCUGGCGUACUCCCCUUUGGCGCCAUUUUCGUCGAACUCUACUUCAUCAUGAACUCGAUCUGGUUCUCAAAAGUCUACUACAUGUUUGGUUUCCUCUUCCUCUGCUUUGGCCUCAUGAUUAUCACGUCUGCUGCUGUUACUGUCUUGAUGAUUUACUUUUUGCUCUGCGCGGAAAAUUACCACUGGCAGUGGCGAUCCUUCUUCACCGCCGGUGCGAGCGCCGUGUAUGUCUUUGCUAGUUGCUUGCUCUACUGGAUCAAGGAUGUUAGUUGGACGAGCUGGACAAGUGGUGUGGUGUACCUUGGAUACUCGGCCUUGCUUAGUGCGCUAGUUUUCAUUCUCACCGGUACAAUUGGUUUCUUUGCCAGCUGGCUAUUCACACUCAAGAUUUAUAGAUCUAUCAAGGUGGACUAAAAGCUGGGUGCAGGCUUUUGCGGGGGAGUUUAUCUUCUUGAAUCAUGACCUUGUACAUGCUAGUGGAGUAUACUAAAAAGUAUAUAUUAAAUCUACUCUGCGUUGUUUACGUCUCU